AUGAAUUUUAUCUCCAGUUUUAAAGAUAAAUUCAAUCGAAUAUUUGUCAAGAAGUUGACCGCCAAUGAAGAUGAUGUCCGCCAGUCGUUGUCUUCGUCGUUGAGCACAUCUGUGUCAUUGAAUAGCGAGACUUCUGAUGAUUUUAAAGAAUGUGAACGAGUCGUCGAUGACAGUCAAGUUGUCGUUGAAGAUGACAACAAUCGUAACGAUAAUACUAUUAUUGUUAAAAAGCAGUGUCUUUGGGCGGACACCGUUGACGACAAUCAGUUACUUAAUGAAGACUAUGACAUCAAGAUUACUGAGAAUUGGCAGCCAAGGGUUCGCAAUGAUUGGUAUGAUUUACAGAUAAUGGACAGCGAUUCCAGCUGUUCCUCACCAAAAAUGGCGCCAAACAAUAGAUCUAAAAAGGCGUGGAAUAAGAAUAAAGAUGUGAAUCGUUUGUUAGAGAAAUGGGGCGAAAGUGUCGGCAUAUUUGAUAGGAUUACCGGCUCUCAGAAACGUUUGGUCCAAUUGAAAGAUUUGCACAACUAUUUUGAAGUAAAGUUAUCGUCACUAAACAGUUCCGAUUGUCUGUUAUUGUGUUCACUGAUUAACGAUCGGUAUCCGCGCUUCUAUACCUCAACGGUAAACUAUUACCAGAGAUGGCGAAUGCGAUACAAUUUGUUUGUCGCUUCCGAUACAAUGAUUCAAACGGGAGAAAGAAAAGAGACGCCGAUAUCUGCCGGCGAUUCGGUGUCCAAUAUUGAUGGCCGACAAUUGGUUUUACAUAUCGGCGAAAUUCAUCUGUACUUUGAUAUUGUGCCCAAAUAUUGUCAACCGGUUUACGUGAAUAGCUCUUUCUAUGCAAACAAAUUGCCAAUCAAUGACUUGACCGGUGUUUUCAUCAACGAGAUGGUAAUGAACAGAAUUACACGUAUAGUCAACUCUAUUCGCUACUCGAAAGACAUCUUUCAAUUCAAGUUUCCUCUCAGUGAAGACAUGUUUCACCACAAGAAUCACUUGUUUCACAAGUUUCUCGAAAGACAAAUGGAAUUCAUCGACGAGUCUGUCAAAGUGUUUCGUAAAAGCGAACAAAAGAAAAGAGAUCACAAUUGGAAUCAACGACAGACCAAACAGUCUGCGUCGUCCGGAUCCAGGUUUGAGGUCAGAGAUCACUUUGGCUUUGAUUACGACAUCAAACACAAGAUGUCCAACAUUGACCUGACAUGUGGUAACGUCGGAAGUGUCAGUGGUAUUGAUUCUGUAAAUAAAUCUGGAAAUUCUGGUCGUAGAAAUCGUGGUCGAAAGGCCAAGUCAUCGUCAGCAGCCAUCACUGCCACGAAUGCCAUGAAUUAUCAGUUCAAAUCCAACAAUAGCCUCAAUAAUACUGGCCAUUAAGUGAUGGACUGUUUCCUCACUCUCGCUGACCAUUAAUGGCCUU
This is a messenger RNA of Oppia nitens, 1420 nucleotides long. RefSeq lists its product as uncharacterized. The coding region runs from base 1 to 1377 and encodes 458 amino acids. The record is from RefSeq and is a predicted model, not a curated record. NCBI's taxonomy places the organism in Eukaryota, Metazoa, Arthropoda, Arachnida, Sarcoptiformes, Oppiidae. The transcript has 3 exons.